Messenger RNA from Linum trigynum, 6627 nucleotides. NCBI's taxonomy places the organism in Eukaryota, Viridiplantae, Streptophyta, Magnoliopsida, Malpighiales, Linaceae. The record is from the annotation of a GenBank genome assembly.
CCACUGACCACAAAUGUAAGUCCAUGUCAUCCCUAGAUAUUACUUGUCAAAAGCUCAUCCCACCAACGCUGCAUCUACUUCCAGCGCAAGCUUCUCAAUUCUUGACUUGCUUUCGUCCUACGACACAAUAGAUUAAAAAUAGAACAAAAAAAACCCCGCGAAAAUGAAAAACAGAAGAAGCCGCCCGCGCCAUCUCUCAUUUUCCGUUUUCACGCUUCCCCAAUCCUCCCGCGCAUUUCACCCCGCACGUGCCAGCUCAUCCCCUGAAAGCCCAGCCCAGCCCACGCUCAACCCGGCCCGAACCGGACAAAUUUCCUUUCUUCUAUUUCCCUUCGGUUUCGUAAUUCCGUUUACAAUUCCUGAUUUCCUUCCCUAUCGUUUUCUUUUGUCUACCAAUUAAAUUUCCUUUUGUCAAGAAUUAUAGAUAGAAUUUUCCGCUCGCUUCUAAACUCCUCUCCCUUCGCCUUUCCCCCGAAGGACUCGGUCGACGACGGAACCCCCCGUCUCUCUCUCUCCUCCUUCCCUGGAUCGAAAACUCGAAAUCCCACCUCUACCCACCGGCCGCCGCCGCCACCACCACCCUCCACAGCAUCACAAACUCACAAUCCCCAUAAGCCAUUCCUCCUCCGUCCGUCGCCAGGAGCACUGAGCAGAAGGGAGAGAGGUUCUCUAAUUUGUGGAGCUAAUAGUUGAGACUGGACGGGGAUCGCUCUAUCUGGGAAUUGCUGUUUCGUACGAAGAAUUGAGUUAGGGUUUCUCAAUCUCGCCCACUUCUCCUUCCUUUCAAUUCAGCCUGGUACCUUUUUGACGAAUCUUUUGAUUCGGCUUUCCGGAGGCUUUUCUGUUUGCUUCCGAAUUCGCGUUCAGUUUUUUUUUUUUUUUUGUUGCAAACCCUAGUAGCGACAAAUCGGGGAAAAAAAGAAAAAAAGAGGAGCGAAGAAAAAAAAAAAAAAGCGGAAGAGAUAGAUCCAUUCGUUUAUAAUCAUUCAUUUCCUUUUUCUUGAAUUGUGUACAUAAGAAGAGAAAUUUUUUUUUGUCCCACGGUUUAGUUAGGUUUGGCCUUCUUCUUGUUGGUUAGGUGCUGAAUUUAGUGUUCUGGACUUCUGGUUGAGACAAGAAACUCCGGUGAAGUUUUUGCUUGGCGUUGUUUUAGUUAGCUAUCGGAAAUUGAGGGUUUCUUGUUCGAGAUCUCGUGUUGGUUUUCACAAGGCGAGGAGAUAGGAUAUUCGAUUCUUUUCUGCGCCUCCACUCUUUGAGAUUCCCGGUACUCUUUUCUGCGUUCUGAACGCUUUGCCCCUUGCUGUGGGGAAUUGCUUUGAGCCCAAACUGUAUUCUGCAAGGUACUUUGUGAUUGGGGUUGAGAUCGAUGGCAUUGAAUUUCUCACAACGGAUGGUGUUCCCACCUCGUUCUUCAGAGGAUAAUUUCGUGUCAUCUAUGAGGGUCGGCAACAGUUGCUUUGCUGACUGCAUAGCGGAGAAUGUGGAUGGGUAUUAUGAUUUUGGUAGGGAUAAUAGGCAUGAGUCUCUGGAUGCUAUGGAUGAGGACAUUCUGGAUGUUUUGCCUUCUGAUCCUUUUGGCAUGGAUAUAAGUACAACCGUUACUGCUCUAACGGGCUGGCUUGAGGAUUUGGAAAUGGGUUACGGUGGGUAUGGCGGGGAAGGAGUCAUGGGGAGCAGCGAGCAGUAUCAACUGUUUGCUGGGUUGAAUUACUUUAUUUGGAAUAAUGCAUUGAGAUUUCAGGCGGCGGCCUUUCCUUCAAGCACAAGGUUUAGUCCUAACUCAAACGCGGAGUUUGAAUUUGUUUAUGGGUGUGAGGCUAAAGAGAAGAUGAUAAAGGAGGAUUCCGAGAAGGACUCUUCGCGAUUGCGGGAUGGAAAGGUGUGUGAUUUAGAUGUCCCCUGUUCUGUGGAUGAGAUGAGCGUUGGAGAUUGUUGUGAUGAUACUGAGGGUGCUUCUCUUGAUGGAGAUGAUAGAACCCAUCAUCCUUGUUUUACCUUUGUCCUUUCACAUUUGAGCCCGAGGGACCUAUUGUCCGUUGAGAUGGUUUGUGUUUCACUCCAUUCUGCAGUUCGGGAUGACCCAUUCGUUUGGAGCAAUAUUUACAUUGAUCAACCUCUGAGUGAGAAAAUGACCGAUGAUGUUCUUGUUCAAAUAACAGAUAGGGCUCAAGGUAAUCUAGAACACUUGACCCUAGUAGAGACUUCAUGGAUUACUGAUGCAGGGCUGAAGCAUGUACUUGAAAACAAUCCUAAGCUAAUCAAGCUGAGUGUGCCCGGAUGUUCUAGAGUCAACAUUGACAGCAUAGUGACUAUUUUGAAAGAACUCAAGGCUUCAAAUAAGCUGGGGCUGAAGCACUUGAGGAUUGGCGGGGUCUAUGGAGUGACACAUGAGCACUAUGAAGUAUUGAAGUUAUUACUGGAUGCAGAUUCCAGCAAGCAGCAGAAAGUCAGGCAGCCACUCUAUUACCAGAGGGCCAACCCUUAUCUGCCAUGUGAUGAUGAUCGUGCCAUCGAUAUUGAAAUGUGCCCGAAAUGCCAUAACCACAGGUUGGUUUAUGAUUGCCCUGCUGAAAGCUGCCAGCAAGGAGAACAUUCAUCUCCGGCUUGCAGAGCGUGCACACUUUGCAUAUUACGGUGUGCUCAGUGUGGGCGGUGUAUCAAUGAUAGUGAAUAUGAAGAAACAUUCUGUCUGGAGUUGCUUUGCGCAUUUUGUGGAAGCACCAGUUGAAAUGGCGAAGAAAACAGGAUAGUCCUGACUACUUAGACAGUCUCUACCUAUGCCUGGAGGCAUACUCUCCUAUGGAUGUAUAAUAUGCUCUGAUUUUAUGAGGCAAAAAAAAAAAAAAAGAAAAAAUGGAAAACACAAAAGAAGCAAAAAAAAAAAAAAAAAAAAAAAAACAAAGAUUUCAAAGAGAAAAAAAAAGAGAGUAAAGGAGUGGCAGCCAUGGUUGGUGGCUUCGUUUUGCAUUUAUUUGUGUUUUGUGUUUUCGAGUAUGCUGACUGCAGGCUCAGCUAUUCGCUCGACUUUGGGGGGAAAGUAGAAACAAAAGAUGGAGGAUGUGGGCAGGAAGGUAGCAAGAGACUCAUUGGCCAUUGCAGUAGAAGUUUAUGAAUCCACUGCUUUUGGGUCAAGGAUGCACUGAUCUGGCCUUGAGAAUUCAGCUGCUCGGUUGAAGGUAUUGUCUCUCGUAUUGAAGUUGGGAGAGCGUGUUCUUACGUAACAUGUGUGACCAGGUGCGUUGGUAAUCCUCUCUGGGUUACUACUGGCUUUGGUAUUUGUCAAUCAUCUGAAGACUUGGAAGUGGUGACUUGCCCUCUACUUGAAGCAUUUGAGGACACUGUGUAUACUCUGCUCUAAUCGUGUGAAGUUUGAUAACCUAUGACGAAAUGUUGUACUAUUGUGUUUCAGGUGUGUGAUAUUAGUUGUCUCCCCGCUAUGCCCUGUUAGUUCUUAUUAUGUGUUGAUACAAUUGUUUCGGGGAGAAGGAAUAAUGGUUUGGUGGUUUGUAUGUUCCCAACCAAAGACUUUAACAGGAAUAAUGGCUGGUGGUUUGUAUUAUUCGUCGGCCAGUUGUAGGAUGUUGUAUCUAAACCUAAGCUAGUCUUUGCUGUUAUUGCUUGUGUAAUGAAUAAUAAGGGGAAGGAGGGCCGAGACACCUUAGCCUUGUUGGGUUGUGUACAUGUUUCGUUCUGUCGUUUUGGUUGUGCAUUUCUGUAUUUUUGUGAAUGGAAAAAGUGAACCAAGGAGCACAAGACGUUCUCUUGUAAUCUUUGGCCUUUUAAGGGUCUUUUCUUCUGUGCUCGUUAAUGUUGAGCAGUGAUGGACAAUGAUCUUUCUAUCUUGCCCAAGUUUUUAAAUAUAAUUUGGCUCAAUUUCAUUAAAAAUGAAGCUAACGAAAUGGGAUUGUAACAAUUAGGACAAAACAAUUAGAAUUGUCUAUUUUGUAUCAUUUUGAAGUGACAUAGGUUGAGCAAGUAUUGUAAAAUAAUGCGUUUUUGUGAAGAAUGAGAUAAUUGUGAGACAAUUAGUUAAAUUAUCUCUUUUUAGUUCAGCUACCAUUCAAAUGAACCCAUAUAAUCAUUGCAGUUGAGGAGACUUUCAUGGCAUUCUGGGUUAUUAGAGGCAAUGGAUGCGCUCCUGAAUGCUUGGUAUGUUCUUGACCAAGGUGUCUUCGGUGUCUAUUUAUCAGAGAAUGAUGGUAUCAAUAAUAUAUAGGGUUAAUAUUUCGUAUGGCCUGAACUUUGACCAAAAUAAAUAUCCUGGCCAAUCUUUUCGAUCUAUAACAUCCUGGCUCGAACUAUACACCAAAAUAAACAAUUUGGUCAAACUCAAUGUUUGACCGUUAACUUGGACGGUCAAACGCGUUGACUAACGGUCAACGCGCCACAUCACUGCCAAGUCAGAAGAUCUGAUAAAUAUUUAAUUUUUUUCGUUUUUUAUUUUUGGUUUAACUAAGGUAUUAGAUGAUUUUUUUAAUUUAUAAUAUUUUAAAAUUAGAGAAUGUGUGGAAAUUGUGAAUUAUUUUGAAUAUUUUAUGCUGACUUGGCAGUGACAUGGCGCGUUGACUAACGGUCAACGCGUUUGACCGUCCAAGUUAACGGUCAAAAGUCGGAUCUGGCCAAAUUGUUUAUUUUGGUGUAUAGUUCGGGCCAAGAUGUUAUAGAUCGAAAAGAUUGGCCAAGAUGUUUAUUUUAGUCAAAGUUCAGGCCAUACGAAAAUAUUAACCCUAAUAUAUAGUAAGUUACUAACUAUCAUUUAUCACUUUUCACCAUCGUUUACCACAAGUUACCAUCCUAUAUCAGGGUGGUAUAUUUGGUUCUGAAAAUUCUUUCCCAGAAGUUAAUACCAAUGGAUCACGAUGACUUCAUUUCUACUAUACAAAUUUUUUUAAAAAUUUGAGUUAAUAACGAAGGUGGUACUGAGUAGUAUCAGGAUGGUAAUGAGUGGUGCGAAAUUUUGUUGUUUGCCUUGAUAGUUUCAUCAUUUUUCCACUUAGAAUUUUGGCCUUGAUAGUUGAUACGCACCACCAAUCCACCAUUCAUGGGCUUCAGAAACCAUGAGCAAGCAACUCUGUUGAUGAACUAGUUACUCGCCUACUCCAAGUGCAUUUGCCAAAACCACCAACCUUCAUUUUUCGAAAAAGAUUGUCAAAUCUAUUUAUACUAUUGUGUACAUAUAACAUAGUAAUAUAGUUCGAUCGGUGGUACAACGUAACCGGUUUAUGUCGGUUCAUGUUGGCUUAAUAAAAAUCGAUCAUACGAUUCUAUUGAUGAUGUUCACACCGGUUUCAUAAUAGACACCAGUUAAACCAGGUUCAACUAGCCGAUAUCUCACCAGCAUGACACCCAUGAUUAUAAGAACGUCACGUGGUUGCGUAACGUUUACUCAUAACACUCAAUUGAAAAGAAAACAUUCAAUUUAAAUUUAAUAAAAGAAAAUAUUAGAUGGGGUUAUGAUUCAUUGUUGUACACCAAAGAAUAUCUAAUAAGCAUAAACAUAGACUAUAUUAUAUGCAUGCGUAUGCUAACCUUUGUCAUGUAUAAUGCUAUACGGUGGUAUCUAUCCGUCACUAGUAUGGUUUUCCCCCUCUACCCAAUUCAGAAGGGUAACAAUGAUUGAUAAAAUGCCCAUGAUUAGAGAACAACUACCCAGAACCGUUCUGCUACCAAACUUAACAACUUUUGUCCAAAAAACUGAUGGACGGAGAGAACGAAACCCAAAUUACAAGUCAAACUUUAGAGAAAGAAACGUUGAAUCAACACCCGCCUAAAAUAGGUAAGAAAAGAACCAGGCCGUUGUUGUUCUGUGAAUAAUAUUGAAGGACUUUCGGAACAAAAAAUAUAGGCAAAGGAGACACGAGAACAGGAAGAGGGGGAGAUCCAUCGCAGAAGGAAAAUGGAUUCCGGGUUAUCAUGGGCGGAUCAAUGGGAUUACAACGACGAUCCUCCUCCGCAGAAGAACUCGAAUGACAAGAAGAAGGGAAAAGAUGGGGGCAAGAGCAGCAUCGGGAAGAAGUUCCUCAGCUUGAAAUGGAUGAAAGAUUUGAGGAAGAAACCUGCUUCUUCUGCUUCUCAUAAGGAGGGUGACUGAAAUGGAAAACAAUUUCUGUCAUUCGUUCAUCUUGCGUGACAAUCAAGUAAUCAUCAAUCUACAUCUUGUGUUUUUCAUGUUUUUAAAAAAGACUAUCGUUUUUCAUUGGCCAAAAGAUAGUUGUGUGGAUUCAUGUAAAUUGAUAUAUUAUUAUGGCGUUGUCAUUCAUCAUUUAUUAUGUGACAUUUUCAUUUAGACCAAUGAGAUUGACGAUUAUUUCCUUGAGGAAAGUUUGAAGAAUGACAUCGAUACUCUUAGGAAUGUAAUGCAAUGUUUUUCUGCUUACUACUCGUUUUUAUUUCCUUUGAUACUAGCUAGCUCAUUGUAUCGCCACAAUUUUGUCUCGUGUUUUCUAUUUUUCAUUGCUGGAGUUGAUUUUUUUUGAGCUGGGAGGGAAAUGGAAGAAAGGCUUUAACAUUGAAGAAAGUUAAGGAAGCUCUGGAUUGUGUAGAAGCGAUGUGAAUUCGAAUAAUCUUCUAAUGCUUCUCGUAAACACUUAUUCCAUGGAAAAUGCGUUAUAAACAGCGAAGUUUCUG